UAAUUUUGUAUAUUCAAUAUUGAAAAGUAAAAACAUUUUUGAUAUUACCUAAAAAGUGUAUUCAAAAACAACCAUCAAUAACCAUUGUAUGCUUCAAUAUUUCAAUUAACAAGUGUGGCAACCAUUAUUAUUUGAUCGCCGAUUAGCUUAAAUUACAUAACCCAAAUGAAAUGCAAGCAAAAAGUGAACGAAAAACUUCAAAUUGAAAAUUAAUUGGAAAACGCGCGCACAAUGCAAAUUGUUAGACAUCAGCUAAGCCGAAAAUCAUCGCCAAUCAAGUAUCUGGCAGACGCCACUUAACGCGGAAAACUCAAACGCACUCAGAAACAAACAUACAAGCAUACUUACAUAUAACGAUUCAAGUGUCCAACUGUUGCACGCUUUAUAAAUCCUCCUUUGCAUAGCAGUUAGUGCGAAUGUAGAUUUCUGUGCGAGUGUGCGUGCUGCUCAUUCGGCGAUUAUGCGAUUUGAAUCAAUUUCUCAAAUCGCUCUCUGCCAACAAUCAAACAGCGAUUGCUACGCAUUUCUUAGCACAAACGCGCGGCUCGCGCACACGUCAUUUGCAUCUACAACUACCACAGCAACAACAACAACAAACCCCAGAGACGCUUAGAUAAACCGCUCGUUGAACGGCAUUUGAACGGUGAAUUGCAUCUGCGCAACUUUUUCACCAUCGCAAACGCAGCAAUCACCUGCGCCUGCGCAACUGCGUCCUCCCCCAAUUCAUACAAACUCACAUACACAGACUCGAGCACUCACACGAGGAUGGCUUAUGUAAUGUGGAAAAUAUUUAUGAAGCAAUAUUCGCGUUUUCGUUUCGAUUUGGCCAAUGCAACGGCGCCCAGCUCCGCCGCUUUGCUCAUGAGUCGCCCGCUCGCCGUCGUCGCCUACAAUCAGCCGGCCAUAUUGGCGAAUCCACAGCAAAGCAACAACAAUGCCAACAGCACAAACAGCAAUGAAAAUAACGGUCAAAAUAGCAACAAUAUACGUGGCAAUAGUACAAGUAGGCCACCUGAGGGUGAAGAGCAUGGCGUUGCAAUAUUAACAACAGCAACAACAACAACAAACAGCAGCAGUGCAAAUAAUUGCAACAACACUAACGGCAGCGCCGCAGAACACUUGGCGGAGGUGCUGGUUAUGCCGGUGAAUGACACAAAAGCGAUUACAGCAAAACCAACAAUAACAACAGCAGCAGCAGUUAUAGAAAUGCCAACAACUGUGCCGGAGGCCACAAAGCGUCACACCAACACAGCUGAUGAAAGCAGGCAUCAUGAAGCCGGCAUAAACAGCUGGAACUGUGGCAAUGUGGCACAAGCGGCAACUACAACAAAUACCACAAACGAGGCCAACACAAUGGUCGGGGUACGAAGUAGCGGUGCCACUGCACCAAUUGCGCAAGAGGAAGACGACGUCGAGGAGGAGGUUUGGUAUUCCGGCGAGGAGGACGGUGGUGGACGAGAUGGCGAGUCGGUGGAAAAACAACUGCAGAAUUGCUGCUGUUUGGUCAAUGACAACGAACAGUGUUGCCAAGUCGAUAUCGAUUUGAAUGUUAAUGCAAUUGCAACAACAACAACAACUACUACAACAACAACAGCUGAAGAGAAGCCGGUGCAGCGCAGCAAAUCGCGCGUGCGCACAUAUUUGAAGCGGUGCAAAGAUCGAUUGACGGGUCAGCAUCAACAGGCGGUCGCCAAUGCAGCGAAUGCCACCACAACAGCAACAACAACAACCCCAACAACGGCCACCAAAAUGUAUGUGCAAGAUGAAAAGUGCAAAGAAUCGAUUGGCGUUGAGGUGUCGAAUGCAGCGCCCAAUCGUAGCACCCACAAAGUCACUGCUCCUGAAGAAACUAAGCAGAAAGAAGAGGAGGAGGUGAAUGGGGCGGAUGAGGAAGUUGCAAGGAAGGCGUGCACCACUACAUUAAUUGCCACCACAGAGCGACAGCCCGAUGCAGCAGCGUGUACACUAUUAACACUGAGCGAGAUGCCUGUGGAAGAAGAAGAGUUCGUGGCGGCGGAGGAGGCUGAGUCAGAGUCGCUGGGGCUGAACGAAGAAGCGCACUUAACAGCAAGCGAACAAUCGGUGUUGACUUACGAUGAUAUUGACUUUAGUUUGCCGUCGACGUCAGUGUUGAUGGACAACGGCGGCAGCAGUGUGAAUGUUAGUGUUGACCAACAACAGCCAACGACACCGUUGACCUCUGCUGAACAAAAGCGCGACGCCCUCACUUUGACCGCUGCUGCAGAGAUUGAAGUCGAAGUUGAUGACUCGGGUGAUUUAACUGUCGAACAAGAGACAAGACAGCUGCAACAACAACAAUACCAACAACAACAGCAACAAACACAAAUCGCCAGCUUACAACACGUCAAACUAAAGUGCUCGACAGCCGUUGAAGGUGUUAAAGAAGAAUUACAACAACAACAACCACUCAUCAGUAUCAACAGCAGCUGUCCGCCACUUGUCAAGGAGGAACAAUUGGCCUACACCAUACAUAUGGACUCGGGCACCGCGGCGCUGGUUGAUAAACACCUCGCCGCCAUUUAUCCUGUCUUUACGGCAUGCACACGCUCGAUUUUAAUACGCCAAGCACGUGAUUUACUCGUCUGUUCCUAUCUCGGUUGCCUGCAGUCGUUCGAAAUGAAAUUCUUAUGCAAAUUUGCCGAAAUCGCUGCGGAGCUGCGGCAACGGCACGCCAUCGGUGUGAAUGUCUUGUGGCGUAAAGGAUGGCCACUUACCACCGCAACAGGCGAAGUUAUUCUACAUUUGGGGGCUCUUGAUGAUGCCUUAGUGCGUCCAGGCGAUUUAUAUUUGUGCGUGAAAAGUGUUGAUAAAACGGAAACGCCACAAUUGUAUGUUGUCUGGCGGAACGCCUCAAACGGCUUACAAAUACAACAACAACAAACACAACAGACGCACGCAAGUGCAACGGCCACAUUGGCUGUCAACGACGCAGCAGCAACAGCAAUUCAAAGUCAUUGCAUCGAUUUCAACGCAACACAAACUACUACUGCAACAGCAGCAGCAGCAGGAACAGCAACAACCACCACCGCACCAACACAUUUAAGCGCAUUAACACUCGAAAUGUUGACGAGUGACGAAUUGCCGCAAUUGUUGCAACAUUUGCUGGUGGGCGUUGAGCACAGCAUCGAGCGGGUCUCGUUGAAUGAGCUGCAAAUGCCCGCCUCGACGACGGCAACAACAACACGAAUGCCGCUAGCAACCGAUGAGGCCAACAAUAAUGGCAUAAGCGGUAGCGGUAGCAACAACAACAACCAUAAUAAUAAAAACAUUGCAAGCAGCUUAUUGCGCUGCAGCAACAACAAUACAAUCACCAACUCACCAAAAUGUGCAUUACGACGCAGCGAAUUGAUCACCAAAAACAAAGUCCUUAACAACAAAUUCAUGCUGCGACGCCUGACCAAUCGGCAGGAUAGCAUGAAUUCCACAUCAUCGGGCCAGAGUUGCGGCAGCAGCGGUAGCACCUCGAGCGAUGAGCUAAUGCGCUGCAACGGCAGUCAUCACAACACAUACAACAACAACCACAAUAACAGCAACAAUCACAAUAAUAUCAAUUCGACGAGUGGCAAUGCCAACACAUUGGAUCCGUCGAAAAUGGUCGCAGGCUCAACGAAUUCGGCGAGCACCUCACCGGCAUUGCCACUCUUCUGUUUGGGCAAUUCAUUUCCGCACAUCGACAGCGAUGAGGAGAAUGCGGACGAGAAGCGCAGCGCACACGGCGAGGAUCAAUUUGAGUGUGAAAUCGUGCCACCUGCUUCGAUCAGCGAAAUACCCGAGAAGCUCUUAACCACAUCGGGCAUUUAUCUGCCGGGCACCACCGAUCUGAAAGGCCAACCAAUUGUCACUGUCGAUGCGGAAUGUGUACUGGCAGCCGGUCUAAAUUGCUAUGAAAUCGCAACGGUGCUACUCUACUACAGUACGAUACCUGAAAGAACGUCAACUGUGAAUGCUAAUGACCGUACCACAACGCAGCAACAGCCUUCAAUGCAACAACACAACCACCAACAACAGUCAACAGCAGAACCAGCGUCCAUCAACCGUCCGUCGACACCGAAAAUGGCGCGAGCAGCGGUCGCAGCGACGCCGCUGGCUUCUGGCAGCAACUCCGCAAGUGUGUCAGUCACCUCAAAUGUCACAACAGCCACCGGCAACGCCGUUAAAUCACCCGCCCAUGCAACUGCUGGCAACAACAACGGCAACACCGUUGCUGCAACACCAACGUUCACCAUUCUAAUUGCCAUCGAAAAGUCGAGCCAAAUGUGCGUAAUCGACUUAAUUUGCCAAAGUCUGCGUUUGCUGACAAGGCAAAUUGCGUAUUGCGAAAUUCUUGCUGUUUGCCUCGAACACAAGUUAUUGCCACCACAAAAACAACAACAACAUGAGCAACAGCAGCACUCAGCAUUUGGCAAUAAUACGGCUCUCAGCAGUUGCGGUAAUGACGAGAAUAACGAAAGUUGCAUAAAGGAGCAACAACAACAGCAACAGCAACCACCGACAGCAUUGCAACAACAAAAACAACAUUCGUUGAAAUUCAUUAGCGUCAAUGAAGUCACGACAAGUGUUGCACCAUCGCAAAUACCGUACGGCAAAUUGCAAGGUUUGCAUCAUCACGACGCGCGGAAGUGGCGCGAAUUCUUCGUCGCACUGGAACCCUUUCAGCGGCAAUGUGCCACGGCGGGCCAACGGCUAGUGGCCGCCAUGAGUGACAUACGCUCCGCCGACCUGCAGGGCCUACCCACACGUCGGCAAUUGUAUGCGCAACAUCGCGCGUUAAGUCGCGCGCUUAUGGAUUCUGAAUUACAUAAUUUGCGCAAGCGCGGCGCUUUACAGUUAGCGCAUCUGCAUGAGCUGGCCAAAGCGUUUGCGGCAGUUGCAGCAGCGCCGACUACUGACGAAAAUAGCCACAAUCAUAAUGGCAAUAUCAGCGCGACUAACAGUAGCAAAAACAACAACGCGCGCUAUUACAACAACAAUCGCCACAGCAGCAGCAGUGGCAGCGGCAACAAACUACUGUCCACCAUUUCAUCCAUCAGCCAUCUCGGUUUUGGUGGCAGUUAUAGCUUUGGCAUGACACAUCAACCACAACACCAACAGCAACAACAACAGUCAUCACACAAUUGCCCCGCUGUGUCCAAGUACAGCACAAUGACGUCAUGCGAUGCCAUCAGUCGGCCAACAGUAGCUGGCAGCGCGUCGGUAGCCGCUAAUAAUGCCGUUGCAGUGGAUAACUGUAGUGCAGCAGACAGCGUGGAUGUUGCAAUUAGACUGCACAAAGUGACAUUACUAUUCAAUGAGGUCGAUCGCGCCGCCAAGCGGCUGGAACAGCUCACGGAGCAACGUCGUGAGCGCUUGCGUGAAUUGACGCGUCAGCGUGCGCUGGAGGAUGAAAUUAACGAGGUAACAUCUUGGAUCACCAGUGAUGGCAAUGAAACGCUACAACGGUUCGCUAGUCUUCAGCUAGACUGUGAAGCCGCCAUAAAAGAGCAGGAGCAAGAGUUUGAAAAAUAUUAUUUCAUUUCGAUGAAACACUUGGCUAAGGGCCGCGAUCUACACGAGGCCGCAGUCAACAUUGAGCCACUGCGCGAGAGCGCCAUCAACCUGAAGUCCGCACUCGAUUGCUUCGCGGAAAAACUAGAGUUGGCGCGUGAACGUAUAGAAGCCGCGACUAGAUUACAACAACUAUUGCUGAUGCACAAUCACGAGCCGCACUUGCAACCGGAAAUGCAAAGGUUGGCCGAAUUGUCAGGCGCCACACAGCUGCUAGAGAAAUUCCGACAGGAACAGCGAGAGAACGGCAAUAACGAGCCGGCAUCGGCGCAAACGGAAAUAGCAGAAACACCGAACAACAAUAAGAACAACAAACCAAAUAGCCUUAACCUCACACUCAACUAUCGCAGCAACAGCAGCACCACCAGCAGCCUUACCAAACAACAACAAUUACAACAGCAACUACAACAUGUCGCCGUCAUAACGAGUACGCCGCUGCCGCGCAUGAACCGUCUGAGUCAUCGCUCCAGUUCGGGUAUCGGUUCAUUUGACGGUCAAACCUGUCACUGUUGGCGUGAGAGUCGCAAUAUGGAGGAUAUGGAUGAAAUGCUGGACGCCGACGGUGAGGAACUCGAAAUGGAGGAUGGCGAGGAGGAGCAAUCGAAAAUUGCCGAUUCCGGUGUGGGCGGUUGUGAGCGCUGCGACGGCAAUCCGAAGUUGACGCGCAUCUGCUCGUGUCAGAGCCUCAACGAGGCGGCCAAUUUGUACAGCAAGAGCGAUGAGCUCGACUUCGAGUGCUAUGAGCGCUCUAGCAAACGUUAUAAUGACAUACACUCACCCAUGGAGGCGAAUGCGCAUCUGCAGUACCACGCCUCAAGUUUGGAAUUGUCGAAGUUGGAUGAACUCAGUUUCUUGGAUCCGAAAAUACAAAAAACGCUUCUAUUGAUCAUGCGUGAAAUGAUUGGCACGGAACGCGACUAUGUACACUCGUUGAAUUAUGUCAUUGAAAAUUAUGUUGACGAGUUGUUGCGCGAAGACAUACCGCAGCCGUUACGCGGCCAACGUAAUGUCAUUUUCGGCAACAUUGAGAAGAUCUCCGAAUUCCACAAAUGGCAUUUUCUCAAUGAACUGGAACGUUAUGAACGUAACCCAUUGAAGGUUGGCAGCACCUUCUUGGAAAUGGAAUCGAAAUUCUAUUUGUAUGCGCUUUACAAUAAGAAUAAACCGAAAAGUGAUACGCUAAUGAGUGAAUAUGGCACGGCAUUCUUUAAGUCCAAACAGUUCGAAUUGAAUGAUAAAAUGGACUUGGCCUCAUAUUUACUGAAGCCCGUACAGCGUAUGGGCAAAUAUGCCUUACUAUUGCAGCAAUUGGUGAAAGCUUGCAAUUCCGUUGAGGGUGCUGCAAUGCAAGAGAUUGCCGCCGAUGUGGAAGAACUGCAACGCGCUGAGGAAAUGGUUAAAUUUCAACUACGUCAUGGUAAUGAUCUACUAGCUAUGGAUUCGUUGCGAGACUGUGAUGUCAAUGUAAAGGAACAAGGACGUUUGCUGCGACAAAAUGAGUUUUUGGUAUGGCAAGGACGUGGCGGUAAGAAGUCACUGCGUCAAGUCUUUCUCUUCGAAGAUCUUGUGCUGUUUAGUAAAGCACGUCGGUUUCCAGAUCAAAAGAACUUGGACAUUUAUUUAUAUAAGAACAGCAUCAAGACCUCGGAUAUUGGUUUAACUGCGCAUGUGGGAGAUUCGAAAACGAAAUUUGAAAUUUGGUUCCGCAAACGCAAACCGGAAGACACUUGGACGUUGCAAUGUAUGUCGGAGGACAUCAAAAAUGCUUGGGCCGAGGAAAUAUCGAAGUUGCUAUGGAAGCAAGCGAAUCGAAAUCGAGAAAUUCGCCUAGCCGAAAUGUCUUCGAUGGGAAUCGGCAGCAAACCGUGUCUCGACAUACGUCCCAGCAACAAUCAAAUUAACGACCGCUCCAUAACGAUAUCACAGCUCGGCAAAGCGCCCAAAUUGCGUCACUCCUUCGCCGGCUUGCAUUUGGAUGUCUCGAAGAGCGCACGCCGACCCAACUCGCUCAUCUCCGAGAGCUCACUGUCGAGCGGCACGAGCAGUUCCUCAAUCAGCACAGGCAGCUCUUCCGGGCAUGAGCGCCUGGGUGGCAACGCUUGCAAUAGCAAGACCACACCUGGCGGUCAUCAUGCGCUCGAGCUAAUCAACGAGACGCAAACUUUAAUGCUGAGCGGUGUUGGCGGUGCCGCAGCGGCGAAUGCGUCCACGAGUGGCACGAACACGAAUACGUUGAGUAGUAGCGGCAGCAGUGGACGCAGCGCCCACAGUGGCAGUGGAAAAGGUGGCGCCGGCGGCAGUGGCGGCUCAGCGCGCGCCAAACGCUCAACAACGCUUGUCAGUCAACUCUCCAUGGAAAGCGGCAUACUCUCCGACAUCUCAAUGACGCCCGAUCAUGAGCCAACGGACAUAACCUGCAAUUGGUUAAAUGCCACAACAACAGCAACAACAACCACAGAGAAAUCAUCACCAAACGCCAGCAGCACAACGGCCACCAUUGGUGAUAGUACAGUUAUAUUGCGACGCCAUCGUUUUCAUCUCACCAAACAACACAAAGAAUCGCAACAACAACAACAAACAGCACCAGCGGCCUUACCGUAACACAUAAGUGAACCAUAUAAUUGCAAGCGGUGUUCUAGCAUUGUUUAAAUGAGUUUCGAAACAAUUUCGAGUUUUCGAAAUUUGAAAAACGCCGUUAGACUAGCACAUAGUACCGAAAAUUAAAAAAAAAAAAACGAAAAAAAUACUUAGUACUAAUUUUUAAAUAAUUUAAUUUUUAUAAUUAUUGGAAUUAGUGAAAUACGUUAUUUUUAAAUGCUAAGUGUUUUUAUGUGUACACACAAUAAUACUAAAUUUCCUUAAAAAACAUGCAUACAAACAUGAACAAAUUCAUCUGUGCUUACAUACAUAACAUUUUUUUGUUAAUUUUUUUGUUUUUGUUGUAUAUUUUUUUCAUUUUAAUUACAUUUUAGUUUUAAUACUAAGCCAUAGCAAAAAAACAUAUUUUCAAGCAUUUUUAUUAUUAAUAAUAUGAAUAACAACAAAAUAAAAUAUUGUUAAAUAAUAUGUAUGUAUGUAGUUAUAAAUCAUUGAACCAGUGCUAUAUGCCCUUUCGCUUUAAAUACUUAAAAUAUAUAUAUUUACAUAAUUAAAACACAACAGUUUUUAUAA
Molecule: messenger RNA, 8736 nt
Organism: Zeugodacus cucurbitae (melon fly)
Lineage: Eukaryota; Metazoa; Arthropoda; Insecta; Diptera; Tephritidae
Exons: 19
Coding region: 766-8166 (2466 amino acids)
Molecular function (GO): guanyl-nucleotide exchange factor activity
Source: RefSeq, a predicted model, not a curated record